AUGGGGUAUGGCGACUAUGAGGUUUUGGGCGUGGUUGUCGAGAAGUAUCUCAAAACGACGGAUAAUAUACUACAAAUUGGCUGUGGCAACUCGCAGCUAGCAUCGCAAUUGUACGAUAAUGGGUACCGCACAGUGCACAGCAUAGACACAGAUGCAUCUGUAAUCGACGAACAACGUUUGCGGAAUAAAGAACGUCCUGAACUUGUCUUUGGAGUUGAUGAUGCCACUUCAGUAGGUUUUCUUUGUUAG
Cylicostephanus goldi is the source of this 249-nucleotide messenger RNA. The record is from the annotation of a GenBank genome assembly. Lineage: Eukaryota; Metazoa; Nematoda; Chromadorea; Rhabditida; Strongylidae.